GGAAACCGGCGUGACACCACCAGCACGCAAGUGCGCUGCGUCAGUCACAAGGUCCAGACGUGUGUGCUCCGCUUCCCUGCGUGGGUCAGGGCGUACCUCGCCUCCCCUUCUCUCCUUUUCCCAGCUCUCUGUAGUUCUCUGUGCGCUGUCCUGUGCUGCUCCCCUUUCCUCCCCUUUGGUCCUUUCCAUUACGGAGGAUUCAUGCUCAGCUCUCGCCCUUCUCGGUCGCCAUGCAGAACAACCACCAAAAGGAGCAUCUUUAUAAGAUUCUUGUAAUAGGGGACCUCGGGGUCGGCAAGACCAGCAUCAUCAAACGUUAUGUCCAUCACAACUUCAGCCCCAACUAUCGAGCCACUAUUGGAGUGGACUUCGCUCUCAAAGUUCUCAACUGGGACCAGGAGACGGUGCGCCUUCAGCUGUGGGACAUUGCAGGUCAGGAGAGGUUUGGAAACAUGACCCGUGUGUAUUACCGGGAGGCCAUGGGCGCAUUCAUCGUGUUCGACGUCACGAGGCCUGCCUCCUUUGAGGCCGUCACCAAAUGGAAGGAGGACUUGGAUUCCAAACUGACACUAGCUAAUGGGAAAAAUGUAGCCACUGUGCUUUUGGCUAACAAAUGUGACCAGGGUCGGGAAGUACUGACCAAUAACGGAAUAAAGAUGGAGCAGUUCUGCGAGGAGAACGGCUUUGUCGGAUGGUACGAGACGUCUGCUAAGGAGAACAUCAACAUUGAUGAAGCAGCAAACUGCUUGGUGAAACACAUCAUUGCCAGCGAGAACGACAUGCUCCAGUCAGAAGUGCCUGACACCAUUACCCCUCAGUUAGAGAAGGACAAAGGCGGGACAUGCUCCUCCUGCUUCAGAGCCCAGUAACACCUCCUCUUUUUUUUUUUUUUUGUCCCAUUACAACACAAAGUUCAGUUUGUCUGUGAGCAGGAGACCUUGGUGGAACUACGUCUGCUGUUUUUUUAUCCAAGCAUGCAUGGGUGCCAAUUGUUUUCUUGCCUGGUUGCUCAGGUGGGUGGGGGGGGGGUUGGUGUUGGGUUUGGUUAGGGGAAGCGGAUGACAUCUCGCUGAAGAAAUGGAUGGAAAUAAACCGAGACAGAAAGAGAGAUGGAUGCAGCUUUGUGCGCUUGUCAAAGGCAAGGUCACUCACUGGGUGACAUCGAGCCUUGACACUGCCACUUCAGUUACCAUGGAGACACAGUUAAUGAACACAUGCUCAAAGAGAUUGCAGCAAAUCACACUAUAUCUGCUCUUCAGGUCCAUGAAGGUUUCUCUGUUUACACACCAUGUUAGCUGUCUGUCAGUCUCGCUCCUCCUUUCUCUCUUUGUUGUCUCGUUCUUUUCUUCCUUUUCUCAGUUUUUCUCUUUCUGAGUCGGUAUCUUCCUGUUUGUUUGUCCUCAUCCCUCCCGUACAGCACUAGUUUAGUUCUUCACAUGUCAUCCUGGGCUUAUACUUGGGCAAAAAGCACAUUUAUAGCUCUUAAUUCAAUGGUUUUAUAUUAAAUUUAUACUCCAUUGUUCAAUAUUUGUAAUAUUUGUAAUUAUGGAAUAAAUGCAUAUAUAUAUAUAUACAUAUAUAUAUGCAGUAUAUGUAUACAAACAUGUACAUAUUAUUUUCAGUAUAUUGUGACAGAUUAUAGAACCAAAGAUGUAUCCAAUUUUCAACGUGUUCAUAUGAAUAAACCAUAGCUUUACUGACA
This is a messenger RNA of Labrus mixtus (cuckoo wrasse), 1702 nucleotides long. RefSeq names its product RAB38a, member RAS oncogene family (gene rab38a). Bases 231 to 869 code for a protein of 212 amino acids. Gene Ontology annotation, molecular function: GTPase activity; GTP binding. The record is from RefSeq and is a predicted model, not a curated record. NCBI's taxonomy places the organism in Eukaryota, Metazoa, Chordata, Actinopteri, Labriformes, Labridae. The transcript has 3 exons. Gene Ontology annotation, biological process: vesicle-mediated transport. Gene Ontology annotation, cellular component: vesicle; trans-Golgi network; Golgi apparatus.